This is a messenger RNA of Trichoderma gamsii, 3111 nucleotides long. RefSeq lists its product as hypothetical. The coding region runs from base 1 to 3111 and encodes 1036 amino acids. The record is from RefSeq and is a predicted model, not a curated record. Lineage: Eukaryota; Fungi; Ascomycota; Sordariomycetes; Hypocreales; Hypocreaceae. Gene Ontology annotation, molecular function: ATP-dependent chromatin remodeler activity; ATP binding. The transcript is spliced from 12 exons.
AUGGAACCCGUUGAUACUCAUCAUCCUGCUCCCAAGCGGCGAAGGCUCGAACAAGGCGUGCAGAGUUAUAUGGGACAUAUGUCAGAGCGUGGCUUGAUGGUUGUAUCCUCUGCAAUCACCCCCAAUGUCCCACUAGCUUCUCACGACUUCCCUUUUGAGUAUUCGGCACCUCAUGCAGACUCGAUGGCGCAAGAUCCAGCUGCAGCCGAUGCUUCAGCUCUUUUCGAUCUCCAUGAACAGUCGUACGGUCAGAUGAUUCUAGAUUCGACAAUAUCAUAUGACUUUGUUAUGCACCAGCAGCUUUGGCCAUGGGAUGACUCUGCAUCUGCCAAUUUCACAACAGAGCAUGAUCUUGCAACAUUUACCUCGUGUAUUCCCAUUGAUACUUCCACUCAAUUCUUACAAUCUCAAUAUUUAUCGCCCGAUCAAGUACCUGGCUCUGACAAAAUAGGUGCAUGGCAAGCUCCCGUCACUCUACCACAUUUCUCGGAUGCCUCAUUCGAUGCUCCUUGCCAGACGGAUGAAGACAUGAUGCAGGAUCCAGAUACAUCUACCACAUUACAAGUUCUCACUGAGCAAAAUGUAAUGGUUUGCUUUGGAAUGAUUUCAGGCAUCUCCGGAAGAUGCGACAGACCGAAUUCGAGCGGCACAAUAUCACCAUUUGCCGUCCAUCUAGAUUCAUCGUCGUCGUUUACCGCCAUCCAAGACUGUCGGGUGAAAGGGUUGAUUAUGUCAGAGCACGGCCAAAUGAUACAGGGUCUUCUUCAUGAGUCUACCUUGGAACUUCAUGUCUCUUGCAUCCCAAAUCAUAGCUUUUCGGGUCGAAAAUCGGGGCGCAAUGCCGCACAGCUCUUAUGUGGCCUGGAAAUUACCGUAUAUGGUAAUUCAAAUUUAUUUGAGGAGAUUGGCAUCUGGUUCCAAGAGUACGGGGAGUACCUUCAAGAUCCACGAGAAUGCCAUCACGACGUCAAAUACUGGAAUCCUCAUCGGCUAUCUUCGGAUAGCUUUGAAUCCUGUUCUUUGCUCUCUCAGAUUGUAUCGCAUGGGCUCAAGUUGUCUUCUUUUCAAGGCAUAUCGGAAGCACCGGAUUUACUGGACAUUCUAAGCAGCAACGUCGAGCUGGAAGAGGCUCCUCAGCCUGCAGUUAUACAAACAGUUCUCCAAAGCCACCAGAAAAAAGCCUUGACAUUUCUGCUUCGUCGGGAAAAUGGCUGGGUUUUCGAUACGAAUCAGCUAGAUAUUUGGGAGAAAGUGGAUAAUGACCAAGGAAGAUUUUUUGUCAACCGAAUCUCAGCCAGCCACCAAGAAGAAGAGCCUCCUCAGUUCUAUGGAGGCAUCAUUGCUGAUCCAAUGGGUCUUGGCAAGACCUUGACAAUGAUUGCUUUAGCGGCUUCUGACCUAGAUAGCAGUAAUAACUCCACCAAAAAUUCCUUAGAGAGGGAGGCGGGGGAUAAACCCUGUAUCGCUACCACUCUUAUUAUUAUACCACCCCCUCUGCUUGGUACCUGGGAAGAACAGUUGUCUGAACACAUUGUGGCAGGCGGUUUGCAAUGGCAGCGCCAUUAUGGAAAGACUAGGUUUACUAGCCGAUAUAAGCUCGAUGAUGUCAACGUGGUCCUAACUACAUAUCACACCGUUUCUGCCGAAUGGAAGAAUGGACGAGAAGCCGAAAGUUCAAUCCUAUUCUCUGUUCGCUGGAAGAGAAUAAUCUUAGAUGAAGCCCACUUUAUCCGAAAUGGAAGAUCAAGGAUGGCCCAUGCCAUCUGUGCGCUCGAUUCUAUUGCUCGAUGGGCUGUUACCGGAACACCCAUACAAAAUCGCCUCAGUGACCUUGCUACUCUACUCAAAUUUAUUAGAGUGCAUCCUUAUACGGAUCCAGAGCGUUUUGACACCGACAUAGCUCGCCUUUGGAAAUCUGGACAAGACGAAGAGGGUGCUAAGAGAUUACAGCGCCUUUCAGCUUGUAUAUUAUUACGCAGGCCUAAAACGACCAUCAAUCUUCCUCCUAGGCAUGAUACGCGGUGUCCCAUUGAUUUCAGCCGUGAAGAAAGAGAACUGUAUGCUGAAAUAAGAGAGCAGGCGAUAACGAGAAUUGACGAAGCACUUCAAAGCAAUUCUGAAACGUCGAGAGCAAGCGUGUAUGUCAACGUGUUACAGCAAAUCGAGUCGUUGCGACUUGUUUGCAAUCUUGGUGUCCACUAUCAUGAGAGACACCAAAAGUCCCUUAGUUUACCGGCAGAAGCUAGCGACUGGACUAGAGUCGCGCAGCAAACUUUCAAUUCUCAACGUGGCAUCGAGCCAAUUGUUUGUGUCGAAUGCUCGUCGACUCUAGAGUUGACCGAAACUCUUUUGGACGACACAAGUACGACGCACCAAAAUCCAAUUUUUUCUCGCUGCUUGAAAUUUGUAUGCGGCGACUGUAUGUAUAAAGCUGGACGCAAAUCGGGGUGCGGACAUCGGCCCCCUUGUCCUACAGCGUCGGUUUCUAUAAGCACGAAUAUUUUUGAGGAUAUUUCCGACUUCGUUCCACGGCAAAUGAAAGCUUCCUCCAUUGGCCUUCCAUCAAAGAUUGAAGCUCUUGUCGCUGACAUCAAGCUUUUGCCUUCAGACACUAAAUGCAUUGUAUUUUCGACCUGGAGACUAACUCUCGAUAUUAUCGAAACUGGCCUACAUCAAGCCUCGUUGCGCAGUAUACGCUUCGACGGCAGGGUUCCUCAAAAAGAACGCCAGUCAGUUGUAGACAAGUUCAAAAACGACCCAAGCAUUCGCGUCAUGCUACUCACGCUGUCAUGCGGCGCAGUUGGGCAAGUUAUUCCUCACCAAAACGCUUUCGUACGUCGCGAGCAUAUCUUAUGGAGCCUCAUUGGUUGGUAUCCCGGGAAUCCGACACUCGAAGAGCAAGCCCUAGCUCGAAUUCAUCGAAUUGGACAGAAGCAGAGUGUUACGACUGUGCGGUUCUACGUACGUGAUACCUUUGAAGAGGAUCAACAGCAAGUCAUGGAACUUCAAGAGUCGAAGAAGAGUUUGGCUGGAGUCUUGCUCUCUCCGCAUGACGGCGGUCACACUGAUGAUAGUUUAGGGACGCUUCAGCGGUUGAGGAUGCUGCUCUAA